This is a messenger RNA of Setaria italica (foxtail millet), 372 nucleotides long. RefSeq lists its product as uncharacterized. The record is from RefSeq and is a predicted model, not a curated record. Lineage: Eukaryota; Viridiplantae; Streptophyta; Magnoliopsida; Poales; Poaceae. Bases 1 to 372 code for a protein of 123 amino acids. The transcript is spliced from 2 exons.
AUGGGGAUCGACCGCUCUCGCCUCCAUCCCAGCGAGGCACCAUUUCAUGGCAUCGUGCUGGGGAAACGGGCGAUGCCUCUCAGGCAGAUCGACCUGCCCAUCACUUUUUGGACUCCUUCCAACUAUAGGAAGGAGACCCUCACCUUCGAAGUGGUGUACGAGUGCGACGUAGAAUGCUGCGAGUAUGCCGCGGCCAUCACUUGCACAGAGGACCCCGUGGUCUGGCUCGCAGAGAGCGCCGAGGACUCACCCAACUCCAAGCAGUCCACCACCUCCUUCAAGGCCACCGAAGGCGUCAAGGAGGUCCCCCUCGACCCCAGCAGUUCUGACGGCAGGAUCGUGCGGAUAGGCGCUACCCUAUCUCCCAAAUAG